AGGCUUAUCGAUAUGAAUCGAAUUUAAAACAUAUGCAGCUUACAUUUGGGACUCACCGCGCAGGCGCAUGUAAAAUUGAUUCACUCUAGCUGCGUGUUUGGGCCAGAAUGGAGUCCUUGGAGCCCGAGAAAGUGUGAUACAGCUGGCUCCAGACAGCCCCCAGUUUCCAUUCACUGUCAAUGUCAACAUCUAGAACUCGGCAUACGGAAAACCCACUUAAGCAUUCGGCAUGGACAUGGACGAUGUGGCUAGUCAUCACGGAUUUGGUCAACAUAUGGCCACGUAUAAUGUAGAGACCUCGGCGGUGCACAGGAAACUGCAGAGCAAGGUGGAGGCACUGAGGAUCCUGCGGCAGGAGCUGGAGCAGUUUCGCGUGGAACGGGACCAGUACAAGCUGGUGGCGGAGACUCUGCAGUUGCGCUACUCCGCGCUGAAGAGUAAUAGUGAACUUCUGGCUGUCGGUGGAUGCGGAGCCCUUAGCGAGAACUCCAGCCUAGCAGCCCUGCUGCAUGAGACGCGGGAGCAGAACCUGAAGCUCAGCACGGAAGUGGAAGCCCUGAGGCAACGGCUCAACGAACUGCAUGGUGACAUGGAACUCCUCCGGGAGACGGAGGCCAGCAACAAGUCGCGUGUUCAGGCGAUGGCCAUCGAGAAUGCCGCUCGCAACAAGGAGGAGCUGCAGUGGCGUCGAGAGCGGGCCAACUUCAUUUGCCACCUGGAGGGUCUCAAGAAACGGAAUGCCCAGCUGGCCUUCGACCUAAAGGCGGUGAUCGAUGAGAAGGAGGAACUGAUCACCGAGCGGGAUGCCUACAAGUGCAAGGCACAUCGCCUUAAUCAUGAGCUCUUUGUGGCCCUCAGGGCCAAGAAGACGCAUCCAAGGCUCCUGGACAUUGAUGGUGUUUUGCUGGAGAACAAGUACCUGCAUGAACGUGUGAAGAUCCAAGACAGCGAACUGGAGCUCACGAAACAGAGCAUCAAUAAGUACAAGACCAUGUUGGAUGCAAAAAGAAAGAAGGGAAUUGUAAAACUCAGCGGUGGCGGCACAAAUGAGGACACCAUUCUAAGCCCCCGGCAAGUAAAAACAAUCCUCGAGAGUGGCAUUGAUCUGCCUCAGAAAACAGAGAGCUUAAGCGACCUAAAAUCCUUGUGUCUGGCGCUGCUGGACAAUCUGAACGACAAGAACUUGGCCCUGACGCACCAGAAAAAGACCAACAAAAUACUGGCUGGCAAGAUGACGGAGCUGGAGCAGCGGUGGCAACAGCUCCUUUCCGGAAAUGAUGACAACACCGAGGAGCAGGAGGAGGACGUGGAAUAUGGCUAUGCGCCCUCCCAGCUGCUUCUCAAUGGUUAUUGUUCUGCCAUGGUCGAUGACGCCGACAUCAGCAGCACUCCGUCCCUUGAACCAGAUAAUGAAGGCGUCGCCACUACAGCGGAUCGUGAUGAUUCCAAAAAGCACAAGUCCGUUGAGGCUCUGCAGUCCGACGAUGGAAUGUCUUCGCUUUCAACCGAGUCGGUGGAUUCGUCUGUGUACGGGGCAGAUGUGCAGCCCGACGACUUCCAGAAGUCUUCAUCCGCCACAACAGAUUCCGGCAACUGCGGACUGAGCAGCCGCUGCAACGGCACACCGCGGAUAUCCAGUGCAGUGGCACGGGAACGAAUGGAGGAUCUGAAGGACCUGCCGCCUCACCUGGCCACUCUGGUGCAGAAAGCACUUCACGAUCUGGACAUGCGGGACUAUGAAGCUAUGGUGACAAUACGAGCAGAGAAUCUGGCGGCUAUUCCUUAGAGAAAUACUAGUUCAAUUGAGGACUCCCAAAAAAAUAGGUGGAACCAUAUCUCAGUGUUGACAAAAGAUAUAAUAUAUAUAUAUUACCGCAACAGCGUACAAUAAAACCAGAUUAUAUAAAAGAAA
Messenger RNA from Drosophila santomea, 1912 nucleotides. Its product is annotated as coiled-coil domain-containing protein 149. The coding region runs from base 230 to 1786 and encodes 518 amino acids. The record is from RefSeq and is a predicted model, not a curated record. The transcript is spliced from 6 exons. Lineage: Eukaryota; Metazoa; Arthropoda; Insecta; Diptera; Drosophilidae.